Amoebophrya sp. A25 is the source of this 4319-nucleotide messenger RNA. Lineage: Eukaryota; Dinophyceae; Syndiniales; Amoebophryaceae. The record is from the annotation of a GenBank genome assembly.
AUUGGUGUGCAAGCUUGCUUGUAGUUAGCUGUCACCUGCCCGUGAAACAACCCAUGGCCCUGUUUAUGGCCACACUUACGAGAGAUACUCGUCUUUAUGUAUCAGAAUCUGAAAUCUCUUCCGCGACUUCUAUAGACCAUUGCAAUUUUUGAAGAAAUCGAAGCCAGAAUUAUCUCGAGUGGCUUUUUUGACCCUGAGCUGUGAAGACGAGAAAAGCGAGUAAUGGAAAACGAGUAGUUGAGUGGCUUAAGGAGUGAGACGAGUGACUUCCUUUCAUCCAAGUCAAGUAUCUGAGAGUCUGUGUGUGGCUGAGCGUGAGAGGUGAAAGAGCAAGAGCUGAAAAAUGAAAAUUGAAAAAGCACGUGGAUUAUAGUUUCUUUUUUGAGAGACAGAGCACCCUUCUAAUUGUAAUUUUUACAAUUCACGAAACCAUUCUCCUUAGACUUUAAAAAAAAACGAAAAAUAAAUGGGAAGAACUAUCUUGCCAACAUGUGUCACAGGUUGUGGUAGGCUACCAAAAAGGUGGUCGGGAUGAACAAUAUUAAAGCCACUAGCUCUAGCUACCGUGGAUUCACAUUUCAAAGAAUUUGAAUUGGUAGAUUCAAAUGAAGUAGCACGAGCAGUUGGACUAGAACUUUGACUUUCAGUUUUUUUUUGACAAACCUGAGUGACUAAAACAGAAAUCGAAAGCGUACUUCUUGAAGGGAAAACAGGGAAUGCUGGAUACUUCCGUACCCGCGACCCCCUGGGUCGAUCAUGACGAUGAUACUGAGAUGCAGCCAGUAGCGCAUCGCUCAUCAUACCGCUUUAGCCGAGAGGUGGACGAAGCUGUUGACAUAGCAAGCUGCGAGUCGGACACAGAUGAUUGCACUGUCCCGGAGAGUGGUUUGCUCGCAGUCAACUCUUUCGCACACAGUUUCUCGUCACCAGCGAGUAGUUCGAGCUCGUCAUCGUCGUCGAGCUCGUCGGAGGGACGAACGACUACUAGAGCAGUUAGGUGCAACUCCAGGAUAAAAAACACCACUGCAUCUUCUUCCAGCUCGAGGAGUGGGAGUAAAACAAGAAAACAGACAAUCAGCACAACAAGCUCAAGAAUUGGGCCAACAACUACUAGAAUGUUGACCUCAGCAGCUAGUACAGCCACAGCUAGAACAAGGAAAACUACAAGACCAAGACAACACCUCGGCAGCAAGAUGAAAAGACUACUCGCGACGUCGACGGCUCUCGUGAACCUAGUUUCCGGCGAUUUGAACAAUCUCUAUCCGCCAACGUACGUGAGCAAUCCCAUCGCUAGGCACGUGGCUUUCAAUGUGGAAGUAAACAAGCCAGGCAUAGCACAAUUAGCGGGUUAUGAGGAGAGCAACCAUCCUUUGGAGUACUACAUCACGUCACUGCCGGAAGUGGGGAAACUGUAAUUUGGAUGAGUUUAAAAAUUUCACUGCUCUUGGCGUAUAUUAAGUAUCUAUAAGAACGUCGUUUAUUAAAUUUUCUGCAAUCUCGAUCUCCGACAACAAGAAGUUCUCUAACGUCGUUUAAAUUUCUCUGCUUUGGAUGUUUGGUAGCUGUCCUUGAUCAACAACCAGGUACGAAACAUCGCAGAACUAUCGUUCUUAUGGCUCGGAACCGAAAAACGCGCCGACGCCUUUGCAAGGACAUCAACUGCCUUUCCUAGUGACGGAUCAGCUUUACCGAGUGGCCUACAUUCCACCCGCGAACGUAAUUUUGUGUAAACCAACGUUGAUGAAGUUGUAAUUCAUGCCUAGUAGAAAGGAAAGUAUGACUACACAUCACAUGUGUGAUCACAUUUAUUCUGUUGUCGGCUCUACUACAUUCAUCUGAAGACUUGCUUCUAUUCAAAAUUCAUUUCCGCAGCGGCAGCUGCAUCCAAAACCUCCAGGUCUUCGCCCCAUAUCAACAUCUCAAAAACUCCAGGUCUUCGCCCCUGUCGGUCGAUGGGCUUCGUUUUCUUACACCGUCAAAGAUACAGUAACCAAUACUUUCUCGGAGCCAGGGAGAUGCGUCCUUGCCAAUGCGGCUGGGGUAGUGGUCGGCUCAUCCUAUGUCUCAGGACCGGACGGCUGGACCAUUGAGGGCAACUUGUUGCAAUCAACGCCAGUCCAUCAGCCAUAUGCAUGGGGGAAAUUGAACAGGUAAUAUUUAGUCAUUCUCAACAUAAGGCUAGAUUACUUACUUCAAAUACCUCCUGUAGAUAGGAGGAGGAGGAAAAAGAUGACCUGGAACUCAUCAUUGAGGAGUUGAUGAGUUCCAGGUCUUUUUCCUCCUCCUCCUUCCUUUCGCUCCGGCAUCUCCAACCAUUGAUUCAUCCAUCUCCCUACCAACGGCAAACAACAUAUACUGUAGGUCUCCCUCCCAACGGCAAACAUGUAGGUACAUCUACGGCACCGACGAAGUUCAAUAUGUGGACUUCGUUACCGGAGUCGAUCGUCAAAGCUGGUACUUCGUUGCUCCUCAGUCGUACAGUUCUCAGGAUAUGGCGGCGACGUAUGGUGGGACUUUGACAUUUACUGUCAAGGCAACCUAUGGAGAUUUCGACUACUUGAACCAACCGCCGGCCUUAGACUGGGUCGUUCUCGAGUGUGCGAGUUGCAAUGAUGGGAAAGGUACUUACUGUAAGUAUUAUACAGUUCAUCCUCUGGGGCUGUCGGACAGCGCCGGCGCUUAUUUAGUAGUAGAUAAGUACUUGCCUGACUUUUCUUUUUUCGGUUUUUGUUUUUUGUAUUUAGGUAUGCUCCACCAACAUUACUACACAGUUCAUCCUUGAAGAUCAAAUUCAAAAAAUUGAUAAUAUUAAUACGAAUACUUCUCACCUUACGGCUUACUAGUAGGUAGUGAAACAAUCGCCGUUAAUUACGCAGGUCUCCGAAUCGUCCGUCAAGUGGAUGCUUUUUUCAAGUGGCAUGGUGAGGAAACCACUGUGGAGCUCGAGAUUCGAGGUGGUAACUCCUGGGUCCGUGACCCGCUCAACGGCGCUUUGCCUUAUACUUCGGCCACAGAGUGCGAGAUUGCUGCGACCUUAAAUGGGUUGACGAAGUUGAAGAUUCUAGGUGAUUUUACCAAGGCAGGAGAAGGUGUCGCGGUAGACGACGUGUCGAUCACGAGAGCACCAGUGCAACCAGCAUUUCCGAUCGCGUGUCAACAAGGUGAGAAUUUUUUGACUUUUUUCAACGUUUAUGCUCUUCAAUGAUGAUGACAUCAGUGAAUACAUUUCCACUCUUCUUUCCCUGUCUUCAAUGUCAAAAUCAAUUCGAUGAAUUCAAAAGUAUAGUUAGUAACGUAAAGUGGCAGAAGACGGUUAAGUGUCAGAAGAUGGUAACAACUAGGUAUUAGUUACCAUCUUCUGACAUUUCUAUUUUUCUGAAAACUAGGCGAACUGAAUGUACUUGUACUCAAUAAACGGAUCCGAGCAUACGACAGGUUGCACAUGCCGACACUAUCCGGCUAUGAAGCGAUUGAGUUGCUGCGGAAAUCUGGUCCAGACAACUCAAGCAACGAGUGAGCUGUAGACUUCUACGUAAAAAGAAUAGGAAAGGACAGGGAAACAAGAAGUAGAUUAAGGUGGUAAGUAUACUAGACUGAGAAAGCGAAGCCUAGGUGCACAGGUUACCGUUACCGUAUUAAGCUGGUUGCGACCGGGACUGUAGCAUGGAUUACGAUUACAGUCAACCUCUUAACCAAUAGCAAAAGCGAUAGUACGUAGAAAAAUCAGAACAUCAAGGAUUGAUGAUUGAUGCUGCUGCUGGUCACAUUUUUAUUUGUAACACAAGAACGAUAAGAAGGUUAUUACCUCCACUAUCGUCUAGAAACUCCAACAUUGUAAGUAACACAACUAGAAGAUAAGAUUAACUAUGGAUGCCCAAUGCAGUAUUUUUUUGACAAGAUGACCGACGUAGCCGUACGUAGCUGGUUAGGUUCGGUGUUUUUUUGACAUGAUCUUAGUGAAUAGUGGCGUUUAGGCCACUUACAACAAAUCAAAUACAAACAUCAAUUCUAAUUCAAUUACUGCAGGAGAUAAUUUGUAUACCAUUGUUGCUGACCGACAGAGACAUCGUCAGAAUCAAAAUUAUGUGAUGUAUUCAAGGACAAAGAUCGUGGUUGUGCUUCUUGAAGUUCUUCGUUUUCAUACAUUUGCGAACUGUAAUCGAAGCGCGACGCAAUCAACAUGAAGUACUAUCGCAAAAACAAGAAUGAGAAUGAAAACAAUGAUUUCUUCCUGUAUCAGAAAUUGAACUACUAACGAUUUGCAGUGCUGGAGACCGGUUUGAAUUUGAGGUCCAACUAGAAAGGCUUGCGUUCAUUUU